AUGGCAACUGCACCCAAGAAGCCGACCGCGGUGAACGCCGGAACGAUGGAGGCGGCUUUCCGGUUCCUGGCAGAAGAGAUCCGGCAAGAGAUGCGGGCUGAAAUGAUGAAGGUUGUCGAGUCGACGGUCUCCUGCUGUGCCAGCAUCUGCAUGGACAGAAUGCAAGCUCUUAGAGCUGAGCUCUUGUCCGAGUUCGAGGAAGCGAGUCAGCAGAAUGCCACCGCCGCGGCUAACCCGGUGAAGUCUGCCGCAGACGAGGUCAGACGGAGGACAAGCUUCUACGAGCUCUACACUGCCGACGAGGAUCAUGACCUCGACUGCGACAAGGAGAACGAUGAUGACUUGGCCAGCGUCUAUGAUCACUUGGAGCGCUGCAAUCGCCGGCGAAGCAGCGCCCACCCCGUCCCAGUGCUUCCGUCGGGCCCCUUCCUCGCACCGCCUGUGCAAAAGGAGAGCUCUUUGACGACUUCAGACGAGGAGCUCACUCCAGCUGUGCCACAGACUGAUGUGCACCGGCUAGGCGCGCGUCGAAAUAGCUCUUUCGAGAAGAUCGUGCCCAUGGUGCCCCUGCACGACUUCCUGCAGGGAGCCGCCUCGCCACGGCCCGCCGUGCCUGCUGAGGCAUCAACGGCCCUCGCAGAUCGUGUCGCAUGGCUGGAGUUCUUCCUCUUCCCCGGCGCUGCGCCCAUUGCAAAGUCCACAUUGUCGCUGCCGGAGCGUGUGAAGUUACUCGACGGCCACAUCUGGGGCCGCGAUGCCGAGAUCGUUGAGGUCUUAGAGAUGACGGCGCGAGUUCAGCUCGCUGAGAGAGCUCUGAUGGGCUCUGUGAGCAAAUGA
This is a messenger RNA of Symbiodinium natans, 837 nucleotides long. Lineage: Eukaryota; Dinophyceae; Suessiales; Symbiodiniaceae. The record is from the annotation of a GenBank genome assembly.